GAUUCACGGUCCAGAUUAGAACUGUGGGACCACUUGAAAGAUAAAGUGCCGUCACGCGCUCGUUGCGCUACCAGGCUGUCGCCGGACAUGGAGGGUUAGAGUUUGGAGUGUAGCUAGCUGCGUAUGCAGCCGGCGCAUAUUGUAGAACGAUCUGAGAGAACUGGCACUUCAACUAGUAAAGAAGAGAAGAGCUUCAGUGACUAGAAAAAUCUCGCCGGGAGAUCGACUGCAAAAAUGGGUGGUAAAGGUGAAGGUCUAAAAAAAGUUCCAGCUUCUUCUUCCUCAAGCGCCUGGUUUGCUUCCAACCCGAGCAAGAGAUGGGGAGAGAUGUUUUUCCUUUUAUACACUCCUUUCUGGCUCACUCUCUGCCUUGGGAUCGUUGUCCCCUACAAAUUAUACGAGAAUUUCUCUGAACUAGAAUACUUGCUUUUGGGGCUGACAUCUGCGGUUCCAUCUUUCUUGAUACCAAUUUUAGUUGUCGGUAAGGCUGAUAGAAGCUUGUGUUGGAAGGAUUGUUAUUGGGUAAAGGCCACUAUUUGGAUCAUAAUCUUCAGUUAUGUUGGGAACUACUUUUGGACCCAUUACUUCUUCACAGUUUUGGGGGCUUCAUAUACCUUUCCCUCGUGGAGGAUGAACAAUGUACCACAUACAACGUUCCUUCUCACUCAUGUUUGCUUCCUAUUUUACCAUGUUGCAUCAAAUAUGACACUCCGGAGACUACAACAUUCUAUUGCUGACUUACCAGGGUCAAUGCAGUUGGUUAUUAAGGCUGCAUGGAUCUUAGCUCUUUCAUACUUCAUAGCGUUCCUGGAGACUCUGGCUAUAUCCAAUUUCCCUUAUUAUUCAUUCGUGGACCAGGCAUCAAUGUACAAAGUUGGAUCCUUGUUCUAUGCAAUUUAUUUUAUUGUAAGCUUCCCAAUGUUCCUGAGGAUUGAUGAGAAACCUGGGGACCUGUGGGACCUUCCUAGAGUGGCUGUAGAUUCAUUGGGUGCUGCAAUGCUUGUUACCAUAAUACUUGAUUUAUGGAGGAUCUUUCUAGGACCCAUAGUUCCAGUUCCAGAGACAAAGCAGUGCAUGCAACCAGGACUGGCUUGGUUUUCUUGACUUGCUACAGAAGUAUGAGUGCUUACAUUGGCAAGAUGAUGUCAUUGUUUUGAGUCCCAAACUGCAGGAGAUGCAAGAGUAAUGAGGUAACUAAGGCUGAUGCUGGAAGUGAAAUGGAAUUGUACUAAUAAGCUCUUGUUUUAGUUUGCACCAUUUCAUCACAUGCUAAACUAGAUGAAAGAUGCUGUCAGUUUAUAGAGUACAGCCAAUGAUUCAAUAUCGUAAGCAUGGAUGCUUUGUCUAAGUAGCUGGUUGCAUUGUGAACUGCUGGUGGCUUGGUGGAAUGGUGUCGGAUAUGUUAAUGUUUUCUUUGUAUUGGAUUAUCAUCAUUAUCAUUUUAAUGAAGUUUUUCAUACUUUUAACA
Molecule: messenger RNA, 1468 nt
Organism: Macadamia integrifolia
Lineage: Eukaryota; Viridiplantae; Streptophyta; Magnoliopsida; Proteales; Proteaceae
Product: cycloeucalenol cycloisomerase
Exons: 8
Coding region: 235-1104 (289 amino acids)
Molecular function (GO): cycloeucalenol cycloisomerase activity
Source: RefSeq, a predicted model, not a curated record